UAGGCGGAUUGUGGGGGUUAUAAAUACAUAGUCUUGUAGGUUUUUAUUGUUAGGUUAGGUUCCUUGUUGUUAUUCCAAGGUAACAAGGUGAGGUUCGCGGUUGGAACGUUUGAGUUGUUGUUUUUGUUGUUGUUGUUCUAGUAUUUAGGUACAAAAUAUAAAUGGGAAACUGGGCAGAAAUUGUACCAGAUGUUUUGAUUCUGAUUGUGAAUCGAGUAGAUUCGUUUGAAGAUUUUGUUGCUUUUGGUGGUGUAUGCACUUCAUGGCGAUCUGUUGCAGUCAAGCAAAAUUUCAAUACGUCCUCCCCUCAACUUCCCUGGCUCAUGCUCUCUGAAAAAGAAGAAGAAGAAGAAGAAGAAGAAGAAGAAGAAGAAGGCAUUAAUAAUAAUAUGCGUGAAUUUUUCAGUCUAUCGAAAGGCAUGAUUCACAAAGUCCCUCUGCCAGAAGCCAGAGGUAAACGUUGUUUUGAAACACUGGGAUGGUUGGUAACCAUAACAAAAGACGGCGAGAUGGGACUGUUGCAUCCAUUCUCACGCCUUCAAAUUGGGCUUCCCCAUCAAACUACCUUCAAAUAUUUUCACCAGUAUCCGAUGGAUCCUGUGGAUUUCGUAUUCAAGGCAGUCUUAUCUGCAUCCCCUUCUCUUACUCCAAACUACGUACUCAUGGUUAUUCACGGAGCUGCCAAACACCUCGGUUUUUGGAGACCCGGCGGAGAGAAUUCUUGGACUGUCAUAGAAACCCGUGAUUUCCUGUACGAGGAUGUUAUUUAUUACAAGGGCCAAUUUUAUGCAUUAAGUAAUCAAGGCUCGAUUUUUGUUUGGGACGUUGGGGGUCCUAAUCCAACGGUGGCGCGUAGAGUUGGAGGAAUAAAAAGUGAAUUGCUUUGGUAUAUGCAGCCGUACCUGGUUGAAUCGGGUGCAGAAUUAUUGGUGGUUGCGCGAUAUGUAAUACAUCCAGGUGACGACACAGACCCAACUUAUGAGACCACUUCCUUUAAAGUGUAUGAGGUUGAUUUGAGCAAGGAGGCGAGAUGGCAAGAGAUUAACAACUUGGGGGGAAGAGCACUCUUCUUGGGUCACAGUGCUUCCAUCUCUGUUGAUGCCUCUAGGUUUUUCCCAGCAAUCAAGCCCAAUUGUAUAUAUUAUACUGACGAUUACAUGGACAUGUACACAUACCCAGUUGACAACAACCCAGGAGGUGGGAAGGACAUGGGUGUUUACAACUUGGAAGAUGGAAGCAAGGAACCACUCAACUACAAAGGAGAAUCCCUUAGUUAUACUUGUCCUCCAGCUUGGGUCUUGCCUUCUUUCUGAUGUGCUUGUUUCUCCGUUACUCACUCUUGUGGAGGACGAUCAUGUCCUCUUUUUAGGUUGUUAUUUUCUACAUACACUCAACUUUAGCCAGCCCUUUUUCGAUUAAUUUGUGUUUUUUCUGUUUUGUUUCUAGUCUAGAUUUUGCAAGGGCCCUGGAUUGUAUUGGAUAGUUAUUUAAAUUAUUUGUUAUUAUUAGUGUCUUUAACUUGUUUGCUUGCAAUUCAGUUCUAUUUUUGUUUGAAUACCGUGAAUCAAAGACUUGAUAGAUAGGAUUGUUCUGUUCAGUUCUAUUUCUAGAUUUUUAUUUUUAUGAUGAUUGUUUUAGCUGGUCUUGCAUGGAAGGAUUGAUUGGUAGGCAGUGGCUUUUAUAGUUCCAAUUUCAGGAUCUAACAGCAAAUUUGAAACAAGAUUGUAUAGGAGCAAUUCAGUUCUCUGGAGGGCUUUCCUAGCAGUCUCCCUAAGAUCACUUCGACCACUGAGAACCAAGGGUUAGAUUCUACAAAAUAGUGUGCUUUGAUAUUUGAAUAAUGG
Molecule: messenger RNA, 1844 nt
Organism: Camellia sinensis
Lineage: Eukaryota; Viridiplantae; Streptophyta; Magnoliopsida; Ericales; Theaceae
Source: RefSeq, a predicted model, not a curated record